AUGGACCGGAGUUCGAAAUUACUUUUAGUGAAAAUAAUAAUAGACUUCACUUGUGUGGCUAUUGUUGGCUUCACGGUCCUCGGAUUCUACUUGUUCGGUCAACCCUAUCAGCGAGGAUUUUUUUGCAAUGAUGAAUCGCUUAUGCAUCCUUACAGAGAGUCGACGGUCACCAACACCAUGCUCUACAUCGUUGGAAUUUUUCUUCCUAUAUGUGUGAUACUUUGUGGUGAAUUUCUCUACGCUAAAAAUACCAGCGGACAGUCAUCGGUGGUAUUAUUUGGUCGAGUAAUACCUCGCUGGGUGGUAUUGGCCUAUCACAAGAUAGGGUCGUUUGCGUUUGGAGCGGUGGCUAAUGUAUUGACCACUGAUGUAGCCAAAUAUGCGAUUGGAAGACUACGCCCACAUUUUAUAGAACUCUGCAAGCCAAGUAUAAAUUGCAGCUUGCCGAUAAAUCAUCAUAAGUUUAUAGAGCACGAUCAAUUUACAUGCACUGCGUCAAACGUCACCAAGAGACUGUUGAAAGAACUGUAUUUACAAUUGAGAAUAACAUGGAAAGGUAGUGUGAUAUUCAAACACUUUGUUCAGCUCAUUCUUAUCUUGCUGGCAUGGGCAACGGCAAUGUCAAGGGUUUCCGACUACAAACAUCACUGGAGCGACGUUCUUGUGGGAAUGCUUAUCGGUGUAAUCGUUUCCUUGAUUACUGAGAGACGAGAAUCUGGGAUAACAAAUGCCGGUCACGGUGAUAAGUCGCGUGCAAUGGAGUACGAUGCUGAAACGGCAAUGCAGGAUGAAUCACGUCCAUUGAAAAACUUAGAAACUUCUUAUGGUGGAAUACAAAUCACUCAACAACAUAUAAUGAUAAUAUUCCGCAAUGUCAGAAUAAUAAAUGUAUUAAUUUUAUUGUGUACGUUGGUAUUAUUUAUUGUUUUUACGUUAAAAAUUAAGGAAGUUUAUUUUAUGUAUCAAAAAAAUAGUAGAUAUCACGAAUAUAAACAAGAUCUCGAAAAACUAUCACUGGAUUUUGAAAAAGCUGAAAAACGAGCCAAUAAGUCAGCAGACUACGUCCGCAAAAUAAGCGAAGUUAUUAUAAAAUAUGAAAGAGACUUGAAAAAUACCACAGCCUCUAUUUCGGAAGACUCUGAACAUUGUCAAAUGAUUGAAAAUGAUGGACGCCUUGAUGUAAUCCGUACAUACCAUUCUGGUGGCUCGGUAGACCGGUUAAUAUUGCCGACCGACUUGAAAACUCGAAGUCACAUCACGGGAUCUUUUGGAGUUGAAUUGAUGUCACAAGAUAAAUAA
Messenger RNA from Cotesia congregata, 1299 nucleotides. NCBI's taxonomy places the organism in Eukaryota, Metazoa, Arthropoda, Insecta, Hymenoptera, Braconidae. The record is from the annotation of a GenBank genome assembly.